This is a messenger RNA of Chelonus insularis, 5149 nucleotides long. It is a transcript of the gene Fhos, whose product is annotated as Formin homology 2 domain containing. Gene Ontology annotation, cellular component: cytoplasm; cytoskeleton. The record is from RefSeq and is a predicted model, not a curated record. The transcript has 20 exons. Bases 643 to 4386 code for a protein of 1247 amino acids. Gene Ontology annotation, molecular function: actin filament binding. NCBI's taxonomy places the organism in Eukaryota, Metazoa, Arthropoda, Insecta, Hymenoptera, Braconidae. Gene Ontology annotation, biological process: cortical actin cytoskeleton organization.
CCGCUCGCGAAGUUGGGUAUAGUGUAGUAAUAUUGAUUCUCAUUUGCGCUGUGUAUUUUUUAACUCAAAAAUAGUGAUAUUAACAAACGUUAGAAUUAAUUGACGAUAUUAGUUUUAGUUAAAUAGUGAUACUUAAAUCAGGAAAUACAUGAAUUUACCCGAGUUUUUAUUUCAACGAGCACGUGACCUUCAUAGUGGUUCAUUGGGAGAGGACCAAUACAAAGCGCAGUCUCCGAAUAAACUUAACUGGGAAAGGCUUCACGUGUUAAUCGGUACACUGUACUAGCAACAUACUAGUAUCAGCAACGUUGCUAAAGUGAGAGUAGUAAGGAAAAAAGCACAAAAAAGGAAAGACAAGUAAAAUCGCGAUAAAAUACAGAGGGAGUUACGAGCGGUCGAAUAUAAAGAGAGCUCACGACGGGGACUCGAGCUGGCCCGCGCGGAUGAAAAUAAAGCAGCAACGGAGCACCUCCGCUAUACGUGCCACUGUGAACCGGUUCGAGAGAAGAAGAAGAAGAACAAAAUAACGCGUACGACACUUAACGUUCUUCUUCAAGAAGACGUUGUUAUCCGUUGGCUUGGUUUCAUCAGUUGACGACAAAACCAACGGGUAUUGAGGUCGUUCGGUUUGUGGAUACCGGAAUGUCGUUAACUUGUAGGGUACAAUACUUAAACGAUGUUGAUCCCUUUGCGUACGCGAGCUCAUAUCCAGAACCACCAAGACCGCCAGUGCACACCUUCAGUGCGACCUUGCCACUUAUCAACCAGUUAGCGGCAGUGCAUCGACUUCUACGAGCACCUCAUAGGCUGGAUGACACAGCACUGCAGCUCUACAAAGAUGGUGACUAUGGAGCUUACUUGGAUCUUGAAGCAUCAAUCAGUGAACAGCAAGAAGAAUUCGAGGGUUUCCAGACUAAUCGAAAAAAUUCAAUAGUCUUGAGGACACAACUAUCAGUCCGGGUGCACACAAUAAUAGAGAAAUUGUUAAACAGCGAAGGUCGAGAACUACGACGGGCACUCUUCUCUCUCAAGCAGAUCUUUCAGGAGGAUAAAGAUUUAGUGCAUGAGUUCGUACAGAAUGAUGGACUGGCAUGUCUCAUCAAGGUCGGCAAUGAAGCAGAUCAAAAUUAUCAGAAUUACAUACUUCGAGCCCUAGGCCAAGUUAUGCUCUACGUUGAUGGAAUGAAUGGCGUAAUAGAACAUGGUCAGACAGUACAAUGGUUAUAUACCCUGAUAGCCAGUCGAUUUCGGCUUGUAGUCAAGACUGCAUUGAAGCUGCUUCUUGUCUUUGUUGAGUAUGUUGAAACCAACAGUCUUCUGCUUGUACGGGCUGUUAGAUCAGUCGAUACCUCACGUGGCAUGAUUCCUUGGACAAAUGUCAUGAAACUUCUCAAGGACUACGAUGCUGCCGAUACAGAACUACUCAUUUAUGCGACAACACUCGUAAACAAGUGCCUCAAUGGAAUACCAGAUCAGGAUACUUAUUACGAUCAAGUUGAUUGUCUUGAAGAGCAAGGUAUUGAAGGUAUUAUACAGAGGUACAUGUCUAAACAGGGUACAGAUCUCGAUCUUCUCAGACAGUUUCAAAUUUAUGAGGCUGUUUUGCAUCAUGAAGAUGGAAAUGAUCGGGAUUCACCAAUCAGACAACUUGACGACAACAUCAGGAAAACGUUACGUAGCAGAAAAUCUUUAGUGGAUUCUCAUGAACGCCGCAAAUCUCGUAGACAUUCAACGGGUACUUCACCACUCUCAAUGAGUCUAAAUACUCGGUUAAGUCCUCGGUUAAAUCACUCUCUCGGUCUUAAUUCUCUGAAUGGAACUUUUAACUCCAGUUUACCAGAUGAUGACGAUGAAUCUAGUAGUUCUCAAAGUUCACAAGGUCUUGGAGAUGUUCAACUCAAUGGGAGUUAUAAAGAAAACAAAGAUGAUGUUGGAGUGACUCCAGCAUUGCGACGCCGCAGGGAACGCGCUGAAAGACAGAGAAGCUUCAUUCGAGAACAACAAGAAGCGACAGCCAAUAUAAGAGCCACUAUUGGCAGUAUAGAAGGACAAGAAGCUCCAUAUUCGUCAAACGGAGUACGAUACUCAAAUGGAUCAUCUUAUGAACGUAAUAACGAUUCUCCUUGCAAUAAAAUAUCAAGAGCAAAUAGCCGUAAGGAUCUUACACCUUUGAUGAACGCCGCUAACAAGCUAGAUUCCGAAGAAAAGAAACCUUGGUAUGGGAAAAGUCCUGACGAAGGAAUCGAGUGCAAUGAGGUCAAUCACACGGAUGAGGACGAAGAUCGAAGGGUUCUUGUACAAAUGAAACGCGAAGGAACUGUUAAGGAUUUAACACAGAAACUCACGUCGCAGAAUCUCAUACCUAGUAGUCCUGUUGAGGACAAAGUUUCAAGGAUUGGUGAUAUGAGUGGACUGAUAUCAAAAGCUAAAGAAGGUUUAGCUAAAUCAAAGUCAAAGGCUGAUAUUUUAAAGUCACCAACGAAUGAUAAUUUACCAAAGCUUACAGAGGUGAAGAAGUCUGAAAACGAGCUACAUUGGGAAGAACUAGUAAACAAGAUGAAACGACCUUUGACACUGUGUGACUUGGACUUUACUGAUCUCAACUCAGACGACGAAGUGGAUGUACUAGGACCUGUUAAUGUUUCAAACGGUGUACCACCACCGCCACCACCAAUGGCAUUGUCACCAUCAAACGGAAUUGGUCGAGCACCACCACCACCCCCACCAGGUACUAAGUUUCCUCCGCCUUUACCAAAUGGUCCGUCACCACACUUUGGAAUACAUCUCAAGUCUGCUCGAUCUCCACCAACAUCUGAGAGUACCAAUACUGUCAAAAGUUUAUCGCAAACAAUCCCAAAGAAAAAUAAAAAAACUGUCAAGCUUUUUUGGAAAGAAGUCAGAGAUGAUCCUAUAAUCCUUUCUCGUCUGGAUAAAAAUAUGAUGAUUUGGGAUGAGCUUCUACCUAUUCCGAUUGAUACCCAGAAGCUUGAGCAUCUCUUUGAAAGUCGUGCCAAGGAUCUCAUAACAAAGAAACAACAAGAGAUGAACAAAAAUAAAGAGAUAAUUGUACUUGAUCACAAAAGAUCAAAUGCAAUUAAUAUUGGUAUGACAAAACUUCCACCUCCAAGAUCUAUAAAAACAGCUAUACUUAAGAUGGAUGCAACAAUUAUGAAUCGUGAGGGUAUUGAGAAACUUCUAACGAUGUUACCAACGGAAGAGGAGAGAUCGAGAAUUCAAGAAGCGCAGGCCGCCAAUCCAGAUCUUCCUCUUGGUUCAGCCGAACAGUUUCUUCUUACUUUAGCUUCAAUAUCGGAGUUGCCAGCAAGAUUGAAACUCUGGGCUUUCAAACUUGAUUUUGAGAACUCAGAGAAGGAAAUUGCAGACCCUCUAAUGGAUCUUAAGCAGGGUAUGGAAACCUUAAGAGUGAAUAAAACCUUUCGCGGUAUUCUGAGCACACUUUUAUCAGUUGGAAUAUUCCUCAACGGAAAUGAGGUGAAAGGCUUUCAACUGGAAUAUCUCACUAAAGUACCUGAAGUUAAGGACACUGUGCACAAGCACUCUUUACUCCACCACCUUUGUCACAUGGUGAUGGAGAAGUUUCCUGAUUCAACGGAUCUCUACUCUGAAAUUGGAGCAGUAACUCGUGCUUCAAAAAUUGAUUUCGACGAAUUAGCAUCAAACAUCAGUAAACUUGAGAGCGAAUGCAAAGCUUCUUGGGAUCAUCUGAAGCUUAUAGCAAAACAUGAUGGCUCAACUAUGAUGAAAGUAAAAAUGUCAGACUUUUUAGCUGAUUGUGCUGAGCGAAUUAUUGUUCUCACCAUUGUUCAUCGUAGGAUUAUCAACAGAUUUCAUAAAUUCAUUCUUUGGCUUGGUAUACCGUUACAUCGUGUACAAGAUACAAAACCGAAUGAGUUCUGUAGAAUUAUAUCGGAAUUUUCACUGGAAUACAGAACAACGCGUGAGCGUGUUAUUCAACAACUAGAGAAAAAAGCAAAUCAUCGAGAAAGAAAUAAAACAAGAGGAAAAAUGAUAACAGAGGUCGGUAAAUUCCGGACGAAAGAGGAUCGUGCAGAUGCAGAACUAAGACAACUGUUGGGUAGUGAUAUUUCUGACGUUGAAAGUAUACAUGGUACAUUGCCUUGGAGACGACAACGAAAAGAUGGGCGAUCUAUGUUAGGACCAAUUAUUAGAGAUGAAACAACGAAUGGGAAUGUCACAGAUGGAGAGGAUGAAUUACUUGAAUCUCUUGUAAAAACAGCCACCAAGUGUCCAUCGACACGGACUACUCCAAGAGAACGAAAACGAACAAGAAACGCCGAUCGUAAGUCUUUAAAGAGAUCUCGUACCCGCGAAAAUAAUACAACACCACAAGGGUACCGACCCUGAAGAAACACGCGAUAUAUUCAUACAUACAUCUUUUAAUUUAAAAGUACGUAGAACAUUGAAAAAUGGACUAUCAGAAGAGGAAAAGAAACACAUUGCUGCAUACAUCAAGGGCUACUGACUUAAAUUAUUAAAAGCUGUGAUAUAUUUUGCUAUUGUAUUUUCGAUGACAUUGACUAAGUUUGUCAUCGCUGUAUCAACAAAAGAAAAAGAAGAGAAUAUCUGUCACCAUGAAUUCUAUCAUUUCUGAAGAAUUAUUAUUAUUAUUAUUAUAAAUAUUAAUCUCACCAUUAUUAUUAUUAUUAUUAUUACUAUUAUUAUUUACAAUUUUUUUGAAUGUGUAGAAAAUGUCUGUGAAAAAUAGCGAUAUGAUAAUGUUUGAAUUAAUGUAAAAUUCAAUUUUAGUAAUUGUAAUUAUUGAUUAAAACUCAGUAAUUUUGUUUUCUUUAAUUUCAACUGAUUAUAAUAAUACUAUUCAUUUUUAAAGACAUCAUAUUUUGUGAGGAUAAUUAUUUCAAAAAAUUACUCCAUUUUUUUAAAAUAAAUUAAUAAAAAUAGUGUAUUUUUUGUUUGCUUUAAAUCGAAGUGACUGUGAUGACUGAUAAAAAAAAUGUACAGGAGUAUGAGUGGAAUAUUUUUGAUUGAAGAGUUAAAAUCAUUAUUAAAAAUGGAAGAUAAAUUAACACUUCAUGCAAAUUGACAUUGUAGAGAAAUAAAAAAAAAAAAAUUGUAAAAAUCAAUACAAUAAAUUGAAGUAUGAAAAAGA